AUUUGUAGUUAUUGAGUUGUGGCUGUAUUAUGCAAGUUAUCGACUUUGACAGUGCUUCCUUCUGUGUAAUGCGCUUUCCGUGGCGCUUGUCUAUGAAGCCUUUCCUAUAUCCCUUUGCCCUAGGCUUAGACCUGGUUAGUUUGUAAGUAUCGAUUUAUAACCGGAAACACUGGCACUGCGACGACGUUCUGACUGCAGGACUGCUGGAUGUGUUAACGGGAAGCGACGUGAACCGUCGCGUGAGCCUAAUACACAACACUGCUGCCUGAGUAGUCCUUAAAUAGUGAUAAAUUUGCCGUGAGCUCGCGCAAUCGAGGAUGGCCUCGGUACCUCUGCCGCGGCGCGCGGUGCAUCCUCUUUUCCUGAGGAGGCUAGCGAAUGAGAAAGCACCUGGUGUAUCAGGAUGUCUAGGGGAAUUAACGACAGCUCAGGUCGUUCAGCUUUUUGUCCGUCCGGCGACGCAACAACACAAGAGCAGCCUCGCGGAAUGUAUCCUGGAAGGGCACAUUCCGUCCAAAUUCGCGCUAUCGUGGUGCAGCUCGGGCACUAUCCGCGACGGGGAUGGCAUGCAACAGCAGGCCUUCGGCCCCACCCGCUACUUCGUGAGCCAUGCCUGGAGCUACAAGUUCGAGGCGCUCGUGUCCAUGCUGGAGAACCACUACGCGCAGCUGCCCGGCACCAAGGGGGGCGCCAAGUUCCUGCCGGUGUACUACUGGGUGGACAUCCUGGCCGUACGGCAGCACUUUUCCGGCGACUUCAAGGAUCACCCGGACAGCGACUUCCCAGGCGUCAUCCGCUGCUCGCGAGCGGUGCUCUUCACCAUGCACCCGUGGCGCAGCCCCAUCGCACCCACGCGGGUGUGGUGCCUGUUUGAGGCGCUCACGGCCAUCCAGGCGCCGGGUGUGGGUUUCGAGGUGGUGGUGGACGUGAAAGACAGCAAGGACACGCGCGUGCAGACGCUGCAGACCAUCAGCAACAGCAUAGAGGUCCGCACAGCGCAGGCCACCGUGUCCUCUGACAAGACGUGGAUCCUGUCGCGCAUCGAGCAGGGCAUUGGGAUAGCCGCCUUCAACAACGCCAUUCGCAAGCGACUGAAGGAGGCCCUGCUGGCUGCAGUAACCCCCAACGCAGUGGACGCGGGAGACACUCAGGCGCUGCAUGAGCUGCUCAAGGUCGGCGGCUGCGUGCGUCCUGACGGCAUCCUGGACCUUCCCUCACACUUCCGCUUCGGCUCUGACUCCGACAUGCUGGGCGUGCUGCGCUCCAUGAUGCUACGCGACCUGCGGCCGCGCGGGCUGGCGCUGGCAGGCCGGAGACGCAUGCGGGAGGUGGUGCUGAGCGAUGCGGGGCUGCGAGGUUGGGACGGCGCCGGAUCGGGGCUGCGGGAGUAUACCGAGAGUGAGACGGGGCGGAUGAUGUGGGCGUGGCUGCCGCUCUCACCCGCCGUAUGCCAGGCGGUGGCUGAGCUCCUAGUGACACAGCCACCCGGAGGCGCUGGAGGCGGCGGCAGCAGCAACGGCACCUCCGCCUCCUCCUCAUGCGCCGCCACUCCCAACACCAGCGGCGGCGGCGGCAGCAGCAGCACAGCGAGUGGCUCUAGCGGCGGCAGCACCUCAUCUUCAUCAGGCGGCAGCACCUCCCGUGGCGGCGGCGGCGGUGUGGAGGAGCUCUGGAUCAGCCUGCGCGCGCCCAAACCCGAGGACUUCCGUGCACCCGAGCCUCAGCUCCUCGCCUGCCCUAGCAACAGCCACCUGUUUAACCUCCCCAGCGCCGCCGCCGGCCCUGCCGUACCGCCCUCGGGGCCCGGCAGCGCCACCGCUGCGCGCGCCGCCGCCCGCGCCGCUGCCGCCAGCCCCCACCGCCGCCGUCUGGCCUCCGCCGCGGUCACCCUGACGUCCUGCGUCACCGCCGCGCACGUGGCGGCGGCGGCGGCGCGCUGUGCCAGUGGCCGUACCUCUGUCUUCGGUCCGGCGCAGGCAGCUGCUGCGCUGGCCGCCGCCGGCGGCGGCGCCAGCGCCGGCGGCGCUUCCGGCUCCCGCGCUCUGGCCAGCUCAGGAGCGCUCUCUGGUACCUCCUCCUCCUCAGCCUCCUCGCGGCAUUCAACCUUAUCAUUGAGUCCCUCUCCCUCCUCAGGCUCCUUGUUCGGAACCCUAGGCCGAGGAGGAGCAGCAGCAGGAGGACUAGGUGGUGGCGGCAGCGGCAGCGCCUCCGCAUACUCAGCCUACGCGAGGAGGUCGGUGGCGGGGCCGCUGUCCUCGUCGCCGACGAUGGUACCGCCGCUGCUACGCAGCCCGCGCACCAGCCAGAACGGCCAUCUGUCGUCGGCGGCAGAGUCCUUAUCGCUGCCGUCCCCAUGCGGAGGGUGGGUGGGCGGCUCAUUGGCCUCCCCAGUCGGCGCUUCGGGGGGCUCCGCUGGCGGCGGUGGCGGCGGCGGCUUAAUGGGACUGUCGCAAUCUUCAUCGCUAUCUAGCUACAUGAGCGGCGGCGGCGGUGUCGGCUCGCACCUGCAGCUGCCGCCGCUGCCUCAGCAGCCGGCGCAGGGGCAGGGGCAACAGGGGAAGGAGGGCGGGUCGGGGCUGUCGCCGGGUCGCCCCGCGCUAUGGGCUGCGGUGGGGAGCAGCCGCACGCUGCGGAUGCUGUGUCUGCACCAGUCCGUGCUGGCACCGCAAGACCUGCAGUUGCUGGCGACCGCACUUCAAUCCACUCGGACGCUAGAGGUGCUGCAGUUUGUCAAGUGCGUGCCCGCAAGCGGCGAGGGGUUCAGUGGCGGCAGCGGCAGUGCAAGCGGCGGUGGCGGCGGCGGCGGCGCGGGUCGGCUGUGUUGGGAGCUGCUGUCGCUGGUUCUGAGUCUGCCCGGGGGCAGCAGUGUACGACAGCUGCACAUCCGCACCAGCGAGCUGACGUACAUUGAGUCGGCGGAGCAGCUGCUGCCGGCACCGCAGCAGCAGUCGAGCUGCCCGCUGCGCCGCCUCACGCUGGCCCCCGUGGUGCUCAGCCCCCCCGCGGUACGGCAGCUGGGCCAGGCACUCGCCCCGCUGCCGCAGCUGGCGGGGCUGGUGGUGGGUCCGGACCCUGCGCCGCCAGCCACAUGGAUGCCCAGGGAGCAGCAUGAGAAGGACUUGUGGCUGGCGCACGAGGACAAGGUGGAGCCAGAGAUGGCGGCCAAGCGGAGGAAGCACCUGGGCCUGGACGACGCGGGCCAGGCUGCCUACGUGGCCAAUGCAUGGGACUUCCGAGACGACCUGGCCGGUCUUCCCACCCCAGACCGCGGCCCCGCUGUGCUGCGACAGCGCGCCGCCGCCAUCUCCUUCUACCUGGCCCUGAGUGCGGGCUGGCGGGACAUGGCCGCCUACGCGCGGCAGUACGCGCGCUGGGCUUGGAUGAAGAAGAGCGGCGCGGAGGAGGCGAACCUGGCCCAACUCAGGAAGAGCUUUGACACGUACAAGGCACUGGUGGGAGAGCUCCUCGAGGCCUCCCCCGAUGUCUUCAAGCUCAAGUUUGGAGCCGCGGAGCAGCGCCGCCGCUCCGAGAAGUCCCGCAUCCAGUCAACCUACUGGGAGACCUAUUGCAGCUAGGCGUGGCGGGCCGUGCAGCUGGGGGCUGUGCAGCCGGCCGGCUGGCUGGCUGGUUAUGAGACAACUAGGAUGCCUGCAUUAGCUGCGGCUAUGGCGGAGAUGCACUUCCAACCGAAGGUAUCCUUUGGAAUCCUUUUUGCACCACCGGAUCAGGAGCCGCACGUUAUUUCCACCACCUGGCGAGACGUUAUUUCCACCACCUGCCAAUUCGCCAAAACGUUUGAAUCGGUAGUGAGCACAGUCCGCCUCCACCAAGCCCGCAUCCGCCAAACCCUUCUCUCGCCAAGCCCUGAGAGCCCCCCAGCCCUUCUCCAUGAAGCGAUCUCUAGACAUGUUGAGAGGCACCGUGUCGCCAAGCAAGAGGGGUCAUUACGUGCUUCUUCGUCUUCAUCCUGGGAUACGCAGGGGGCUGGCUGCUUUAAUGUCCCCUACCUCGAACACCCAUAUGCGGUGUCCACUACCCCGUACUUAUACCGAAAGCCUUUGUGGGUCGUACUUCCUGUCUAGUUGUAUUGGUCGGGUAGCUGCCUGCUGCGCAUCGCUCUGCCGUACCGUAGCAUGAAUUUGUUGUCUAGUUGCCUUGGCGCGCGAAUGAUGAGGGGCAGCUGACCAACACUGCGGGUCAUGGUAUGUGGGUUCGGCGUGGAGGGCUAUGUAGGUAAAAAGCGGCUGGGUAUCCCCUUGAUUGUGUCAAUUAAAAAAGAAAUUAUCGUAGGUGGUGGGACAAGUGUGUGCGGGUAUGGGCGGGCGAACGGAUUCCACGGGCAGGCAUACCUGAUGAUGGGUCCGUCAUGAGGAAAGCGUACAGAGGCCUUAUCCUAACCUGAUCGGGCGAAAGGUCCUGGGGAAGGUCGGCGAUUAUCGGGUUAAGAAGUACGGCACGGUUGGCGCUUGUUGGUUUUUGCCGGGGGCUGACGAGGACUGUUCGUAGUAAGUAUGGCUCCAUGUGAAUCGGAAUGCCGCGCUAGAUCUUUAUACAUUUAUAAUCGAAAGCAGGAGCAUGUGCUGUUCCUGACUAGCAGAUGAGGUUGUCUAACCAACUUCGGGGAGAUCUCGCCGCUAUGCUAACUGUUACUCUCACCUCUUGUUUCAAUUUAUACUUGGCUUGGUUUGCUACCGAGAAGGUUGACGUGGAAUUUGCUGUACGACAAAAAAGGGUCGUUGCCGAGAUGCAGUUUUUACCUGACGAUGCGGGUUUUAGCCGACGGAUCUUUACCCGUCCUUCCAAAAACGGAAACGGCUAACACGUCGUGCGGUGUUGUCAGCAUCGGGCUGCGGGUUUGUCGUCAUCUUCCUAGUAUGUGAUUAAAUUUGUUCAUUCUGUCGCAUGCCAACAUGGCAACUGGGUGCUCGCGCGUAUAAGCGGCUGCAAGGUGGAAUAAUGCGUGCGCUGUAGCGUGAGUUGCUCUGACAGUGGGACAGAGGUGUGCGGUUCUUCUCCAUGUGUUUCUUAUCUGAUGGGUGGUAACGCUGAUAUGCGCUUAGGCAAUACGUUGUGCCUCAAAUUAGUAGGCAAGGACUCCGCCCUCCUAAUGCCAGGGA
Messenger RNA from Astrephomene gubernaculifera, 5117 nucleotides. NCBI's taxonomy places the organism in Eukaryota, Viridiplantae, Chlorophyta, Chlorophyceae, Chlamydomonadales, Astrephomenaceae. The record is from the annotation of a GenBank genome assembly.